UAUCUCUCAGACUCAGACUAGGGAGUCGCCCAAACAACACGCAAAAAAGCUCUUUCACACUACAAAGUCUUCUUCUUCUCCAAGAUUUUUUCGCUUCAGUUUUAAGGGUGUCUGAAGCAUUUGCUGAAAAGAUGAGUGACAAUUUGAUGGAUAAAGUUACUGCCUUUGGCGAGCGCUUGAAGAUUGGGGGUUCUGAGGUGGGGCAAAAGAUUACGGCUGGUAUGACCUCGAUGAGUUUCAAAAUGAAGGAAUUGUUUCAAGGCCCAAAUCAGACAGACAAGAUUGUUGAGGAAGCCACAGCUGAGACUCUCGACGAGCCUGACUGGGCCACAAAUCUUGAACUAUGUGAUAUGGUCAACACGGACAAGAUCAACAGUGUUGAAUUGAUUAGGGGAAUAAAGAAAAGAAUCAUGCUCAAGAUCCCGAGAAUUCAAUACUUGGCUCUGGUGUUACUUGAAACUGUUGUGAAGAAUUGCGAGAAGGCGUUCUCAGAGGUUGCAGCUGAGAGGGUACUGGAUGAGAUGGUGAAGCUGAUUGACGACCCACAGACUGUGGUCAAUAAUCGGAACAAGGCUCUUAUGUUGAUCGAGUCAUGGGGAGAGUCCUCAGAUGAGUUGCGCUAUUUGCCUGUUUAUGAAGAAACAUAUAAGAGUUUGAAAUCAAGAGGAGUACGCUUCCCUGGUCGUGAUGAUGAGAGUCUGGCUCCAAUAUUUACUCCGGCAAGAUCUGUGGCAGCUUCAGAGCCAAAUGCCACACUUGCACAACAACUCCAUCACGAAAUCCCCAUUGCUCAAAGCUUUUCAGCUGAACAAACAAAGGAAGCAUUUGAUGUGGCAAGAAACAGUAUUGAGCUUCUCAGCACUGUUUUAACCUCCUCCCCGCAGCAAGAUGCUCUGCAGGAUGAUUUAACCAUCACACUUUUUCAACAAUGCCACGAGUCACAAUACACCGUCCAAAGAAUCAUCGAAACAGCUGGCGACAACGAGGCCCUUCUCUUCGAAGCUCUCAACGUGAACGACGAGAUUCAAAAAGUUCUAUCGAAAUACGAAGACAUGAAGAAGCCACUGGUGGUCCCGCAGGAGCCGGAGCCAGCUAUGAUUCCUGUUGCAGUGGAGCCAGAUGACUCGCCCAGAGUCGGUACAGAACAUGCUCUCGUCAGAAAACCAUCAUCAGGUGCUACUCGACAAGGAGGCAACAACAACAACGAUGAAAUGAUGGACGAUCUUGAUGAGAUGAUUUUUGGUAAGAAAGGCGGCGCCACAUCAUCAUCUUCGUCAGGACAAGAUGCAAAGAAACAGCAGCCACCUAAAGAUGACCUCAUCUCCUUUUAAGUAGAUAGAUAGAUUAAUCAAUUGACCAUUUGUUUAUGGCAUGCUGGUGUUGAUAUUUUUUUACUUCUGAUAUUUAGAUCAUCCUCAGACAAUAAAACUGCGUCUUUUUUUCCUUUUUUUUUACUGUUUUAAUUUGGAAAUUCGGGUUAUUCUUGAUCUCGACGCACAUGUAUGCAUGAUAUUCGUAAUGGAACUGAACUGGAUUUGUUGCCUUAGCAUUCAGUAUUCAUGUCACAGAUUUGGAGUUAUAUUUGGUGAAACGUUUGUGGAUUGUGGUCUUGAUUUU
Erythranthe guttata (spotted monkey flower) is the source of this 1617-nucleotide messenger RNA. Lineage: Eukaryota; Viridiplantae; Streptophyta; Magnoliopsida; Lamiales; Phrymaceae. The record is from RefSeq and is a predicted model, not a curated record.